GAGAGAAACCAAAGAUUAACACAUUUUGUCUUAAAAAUCAAUUAGCAAACAAGCAAGCAAAAGCAACGAAGGAGAGAAAGGGGGAAAAAGGCGUAAGAGAGAAACGGUGCAGAAGCCCCCAAACCAGUCUGCCAUUUUCACUUUCAAUCCCUAACUCUGCUUCUCUUUCAAUCGAGUGAAAUGAGUGGUGUUCCGAAGAGAUCUCACGAAGAGGGAGGUGGUGGUGUGACUCAUCAAUCUUCCUCUUCAUCUUCAUCAGCCAAAUACCCUCACGACGAUUCUGGAUCUCCUUACCCUAAAUCCACUCCUCAUCCCUCUCCUGUUACUACUACUCCACCACCACCACAACCACCUGCUCAGUCUCAGUCUCACCACCACCACCAUCAACAGCAACCUCACCUUCACUCGAUCCCUCCUCAUCCCCAUUCUCACACACCACCACUUGCUGCUGCUUCUGCUUCGGCUCCUUCUCCUGGUUACGAGGUCGAAUCAAGAACCGUCAAGGGUCCGAGAAGUGAGCCUAGAGAUGGAGGAGGAGAGAGACGAUCUCCUCUUCACGGCGUGUAUCGUUCUCCGUCCUUACCAGCCUCGGUUUCUUCAAGUGAUCCUCAUUUGACUCACCCCCCUGUGACGUUGGAUGGUGCUAAGGAUGCUAGAGUUGAGAACAGGGACAGCAGGAGCGAUGGGAGAGAGAUAAUACAUGGUGAGUCCAAGAGGGAGAUUCAUGGUCCAAAGGGCGAGAGGGAUGCCAAGUUCGAGAGAUCAGGGGAUGACUUUGGAGGAAAAGGUAAUAAUACCGGAAGCUAUGCUAGGAGUGAUGGGAGAGGGGUAUAUGGUGAGACGAAGAGGGAGAUUCAAGGUCCUAAGAGUGACAGGGACGCUAAGCCUGAGCGUCUAGGGGAUGACUUUAGUGGAAAAGUUAGUACUGGAAGCUACACUAGGGAGAAUCAGAACUACAGUGACCAGAAGGGAGAGGUUAAGAUGGAAAAGGAAGGGCAUGUUUCUCACGUGCCUUGGAAGGAGCAGAAGGAUUACCAUAGAGGGAAGAGAGCUGAAGGUUCGAGCGCUAAUGUGGAGCCGUGGGUUGUAUCCCGUGGCAAUCCUCAGGGAUCAACGGAGGUCGGGGUUAAAGAUUCCUCAGCUCCUGUGGAGGGAGGAGCGCAUUUAGAAGGGCUUGGAGAAAACAAGGUUGAUGCGAAAAGCGAAGAUAGAUUCAAGGACAAAGAUAAGAAAAGAAAAGAUUUGAAGCAUAGAGAAUGGGGAGACAGAGACAGCAAGGAUAGAAACGACCGCAGAGGAGGGUCUGUGCUUGUUAGCGAACCCAAAGAGAUUGGAAGAGAAACAGAGAGGUGGGAACGAGAGAGGAUGGAGCAGAACGAUCGAGAAAGGAGCAAGGAGAAGGAUAAAGAUCAUGUAAAAAGAGAGCCACGGACUGGUGGAGCUGAGAAAGAGGUCUCGCAGAACGAGAAAGAGCUGGGAGAAGCAUCUUCCAAGCCUGCAGAACAGGACCACGCGGCAGCACCUGAGCAGAAGAAGCAGAACGAACAGGAGGGCUGGGAGAAAGAUGAAAGAGAAUCGAAGGACAAGAGGAGAGAGAGGGAUGGUGACUCUGAAGCCGAAAGAGCUGAAAAGCGCAGCAGAGUCAAUGAGAAAGAAUCUGAAGAUGGGUGUUUGGAGGGUGAAGGGGGAGCUGCAGAGAGGGAAAAGGAUGCCUUCAACUGUGGAGUUCAGCAACGGAAGAGAAUGCUGAGACCGAGAGGAAGCCCACAAACCACAAACCGCGACCGUGUCCGUUCACGGAGUCAGGACAACGAAGGGGUACAAGGUAAAUCAUUCGUUGCUAUAUCUUCGAGCAAACCAGAGGUGCCGAUUGUUGUUUACAAAGUUGGGGAAUGUAUGCAAGAACUGAUUAAGUUGUGGAAGGAAUAUGAAUCAUCGCACCCUGACAAAAGUGGUGAUUUCGCAAGUAAUGGUCCCACUCUCGAAGUUCGGAUUCCAGCUGAGCAUGUUACUGCUACUAAUCGCCAAGUAAGAGGUGGCCAGCUAUGGGGAACAGAUAUAUACACAGAUGAUUCCGACCUUGUUGCUGUUCUCAUGCAUACAGGUUACUGUCGUCCCACAGCUUCCCCUCCUCCACCGACAAUGCAAGAGUUGCGUGCAACCAUCCGAGUCUUGCCGUCACAAGAAUACUACACCUCCAAGCUGAGGAACAAUGUUCGCUCUCGAGCAUGGGGAGCUGGAAUCGGAUGCAGUUACAGAGUUGAGAGGUGCUAUAUACUGAAGAAAGGAGGUGGUACUAUUGAACUCGAACCUUCUCUUACCCACUCCUCAACUGUUGAGCCAACACUUGCCCCAAUGGCUGUUGAGAGGUCUAUGACCACCAGAGCUGCAGCUUCGAAUGCUCUACGGCAACAAAGGUUUGUUCGAGAAGUAACAAUACAAUACAACCUCUGCAAUGAACCUUGGAUCAAGUAUAGCAUAAGCAUUGUGGCCGAUAAGGGUCUCAAGAAGCCUCUCUUCACCUCUGCCCGCUUGAAGAAAGGGGAAGUUUUGUACUUAGAAACACACUCAUGCAGGUAUGAGCUCUGUUUCGCGGGAGAGAAGACUAUGAAAGCAUUCCAAGCCUCACAACAACAACAACACUCGUCACAAGAAGCUAUGGAGAUCGAUAACAACAAUAACAACAAGUCGCAGAACCAUCUUCCUUCUUCAAACGGUGACAAAACAGAAUCAGACAACAGUAUAAUUGAUGUUUUCCGUUGGUCGAGAUGUAAGAAACCUCUCCCGCAGAAGCUUAUGCGGUCUAUCGGGUUUCCACUCCCACCAGAUCAUGUCGAGGUGUUGGAGGAGAAUCUUGAUUGGGAAGAUGUACAGUGGUCACAGACUGGUGUUUGGAUUGCUGGAAAAGAGUACACUCUUGCUCGCGUGCAUUUCUUGGCUCCCAAUUAAAUAAAAAAAACACUUUCAUGUUUAAUGUGUCUGUCUUUAUUUGAUCUUUAUCUACUGUUAAGACUUAAAGAGAUUAAUGGUUGCUUUGAUGUGUCUUGUGUUCUUCCUGUUUUUAUUUUUGUUUUGUAAACUUUUUUUUAAGUCGAAUGAUUUUAGUUGUUAAUUUUGUAAUAGAGAUAAUCAAAUCCAUUUGGAUA
Raphanus sativus (radish) is the source of this 3146-nucleotide messenger RNA. RefSeq lists its product as uncharacterized. The coding region runs from base 181 to 2949 and encodes 922 amino acids. NCBI's taxonomy places the organism in Eukaryota, Viridiplantae, Streptophyta, Magnoliopsida, Brassicales, Brassicaceae. The transcript is spliced from 12 exons. The record is from RefSeq and is a predicted model, not a curated record.